This is a messenger RNA of Macrobrachium nipponense, 1260 nucleotides long. RefSeq names its product golgin subfamily A member 6-like protein 26. Lineage: Eukaryota; Metazoa; Arthropoda; Malacostraca; Decapoda; Palaemonidae. The transcript has a single exon. Bases 1 to 1260 code for a protein of 419 amino acids. The record is from RefSeq and is a predicted model, not a curated record.
AUGAAGAACUGGGUCGCAGAACUAGGAGGAGAGAAGGAAAAGUGUAGAGAAGAGUUAGCAACAAAAGCAGCAGAAGUGACUUCACUGCAGAAAGAGUUAGACAAUGAGAAGAAGUUAAUCCAAGUUCUGGCUGCAGAAGCCCAGGUUAUGAAGAACUGGGUCGCAGAACUAGGAGGAGAGAACGCCACGCUUCAGGAUGAGGUAAACAAAAACUACUUGAAAAUAAAUUCACUUCUGAAAUCUUUAAGGAAGGAGAAACAGAGGAGCAGAAAUCUCCAGGAUGCUCUCCAACAUGGGAAGGAGAUGGAAAAUUUGUUGAGAGAAGAAAAGAAGAGAGGAAAUGAGAUGGCGGCUUCCCUGAGAACCUUCAAAGUAGAGCUCAAUAACAGGGACCUACAAAUUGAAAACCUCCUAAACAUGAAAAGGAAAUUGAUAAGUGAAAAAGAAGAACUUUUGCAGGAACUAGGCGUUGCUCUCAGUCACAGCAAGGAACUGGACAGCUUGCUGGAGGAGGCAGGCAAGCAGGCGACAAAACUCGCAAACGAUUUCGAGGAAGAGGUCCAGAAAAGGGAGGACCAAAUGAAAGAUUUCUUAGGCAAGGAGGAACAACUCAGAGUUGAAAAUCUAGAGUUGGAAGACAGAUUAGAAAAUGCUGUCAAUCUUCUGAUUAAAGAAGAGAGGGAAAAUGUACAUUUGCAGCAAAUGUUACAGGAAAAGGAAAAAGAAGUACAGACGCUGAGGAUAGAUGAAAAAGACCAUCAAGAACAGAGAAAUAUGAUGGAGAACAAACUGUGGGAAGUUGAAAAAGAGCUGCAGCAACUUAGAACGGAAUGUGAAAAUCUGAAAGAAAAUUGGAGGAUACAAGAGGAAAAGAUGAUCAGGGAACAACAGCGUCUCAUGGAGCGCCAAAGGAGACAGGAAGAGGCUCUGAGGGAACAGGACAAAUACAUGCUAAUGACGCUUCUCCAUGGGACAGCUCAGAGGAACUUCCAUCUGCAGCACAUUGCACUGCAGCAUGGAACUGAAACUCUGGACAGCAUCAAUGAAAAGGAGAAGCAAGAUGAGGACCUGUGGUUGAGGAAGGAGAAACAACACAGGAAAUAUUGCGAUGCCCAGCAGGAGAGGACGAACUACCCGAAACAGUGGGACGUCCUAACUCAGACAUUGACGGAACUCACCCGUGGAGAUUCUGACGAGAACUGUGAAAUUUCCAGCAGAAAACCAGAUGACAAAACUUGUCAUCAGAGCAGUGAAGAUUGA